Nicrophorus vespilloides is the source of this 1767-nucleotide messenger RNA. Its product is annotated as polyadenylate-binding protein 4-like. The coding region runs from base 4 to 1767 and encodes 587 amino acids. Gene Ontology annotation, molecular function: mRNA 3'-UTR binding; poly(A) binding; poly(U) RNA binding. The record is from RefSeq and is a predicted model, not a curated record. Gene Ontology annotation, cellular component: nucleus; cytoplasmic stress granule; cytosol. The transcript has a single exon. Lineage: Eukaryota; Metazoa; Arthropoda; Insecta; Coleoptera; Silphidae.
GAGAUGAGCUGGUGCUUCCACAUGGCUGCUUUGUACGUCGGCGAUUUGCAUGCCGAUGUAACCGAAGCUAUGUUAUACGAAAAGUUCUCAUCGGUUGGACCACUGCUAUCACUAAGAGUUUGCCGAGAUGCUAUAUCCAGAAGAUCUUUGGGUUACGCUUAUGUAAACUACCAGCAGCCGGGAGACGCAGAAGGAGCUUUGGAUACUAUGAACUUCGAUCUGAUCAAGGGAAAACCAAUACGAAUCAUGUGGUCGCAAAGAGACCCUUCUCUCAGGAAGUCAGGAGUAGGAAAUCUAUUCAUUAAGAACCUGGAUAAAAAUAUCGAUAACAAAUCAAUGUUCGAUACGUUUUCGGCAUUUGGAAACAUUCUAAGUUGCAAGGUAAUGCUUGAUGAGAAUGGUGUUUCCAAGGGAUACGGUUUUAUACAUUUUGAAACCGAAGAGGCAGCAAAGAAAGCUAUUGAAAAAGUUAAUGGUAUGCUCUUGAAUAACAAGAAAGUUUAUGUGGGGAAGUUCAUUUCGCACAAAGAGCGUUGCAAGCAGUUGGGUACGAAACCUAAGAUAUUUACGAAUAUAUAUGUGAAGAAUUUGAGCGAUAUGACAGAAGGAAAACUGUAUGAAUUAUUCUCAAAGUACGGUAAAAUAACAAGCUGCGUAGUUAUGAGGAAUGCAGAUGGUAGUUCACGAGGUUUUGGAUUUGUCGCUUUUGAGAAUCCUUGCUCAGCAGAAAAGGCGGUUGAGGAAUUACACGAGAAGGAAAUGGAUGGACAAAAAUUCUAUGUAUCUAAAGCUCAGAAGAAAAGCGAGCGUCAGAUGGAAUUGAAACGACGCUACGAUGAUGUUAAAACGGAACGGUACAAUAGAACGCAAGGAGUGAAUUUGUUUUUGAAAAACUUGGAUGACACAAUAGAUGAUGCGAGGUUGCGAAAGGAGUUUUCGCAGUUUGGAACAAUAACUUCGGCCAAGGUAAUGACGGAUGAUGGUAGAUCCAAAGGGUUCGGAUUCGUAUGUUACUCGACUCCUGAAGAAGCAACAAAAGCAUUGAUGGAUAUGCAUGGGAAGAUGCUAGGUUCGAAACCUAUUUAUGUUGCUUUAGCGCAGAGGAAGGAGGAUAGGAAAGCUUUCAUCGCGUCUCAUUUGCAAAGAAUUCGCAUCCAGCCCAACCUUUACCCAACUACUCCGCAAUUCUUGAUGCCUGCUGUUGCUCAGGGCCAUAGGUUCUACAACAUGAACCAUAUACGAUCAACGCCACGAUGGUUAACCUCGACUGCUAUGAGGCCCAAUGGCACCUAUCCAACAUUAACUAAUAGUCUGUACCGAGUGAGCUCAAGACCAUCUGCACAAAGCAACAAUCCCAGAAAUCAAAUAACAGCACGCCCAAUCACCGGCCAAACGAUUCACUCUCGUCCAAACAGCAAGUAUACAGCGUCUAAUAACCAUUUAAUAAGACCAAUCACGGUUUCUUUAGGAAAUGGUGGUGACAUUGGCCCCCUGAACGCAAGCACACUGGCUUCGGCCACGCCCGAGGAUCAGAAACAAAUCCUAGGCGCGAAGCUCUUCCCUCACGUCGAAAAGAUGUACCCAGAAAUGGCAGGAAAAAUAACGGGCAUGUUGUUAGAGAUAGACACGUCCGAACUGAUACAUAUGAUCGAGGAUCAGGACUCGCUAAGAGCGAAAGUUGAGGAAGCUAUUGCCGUCCUGCAAGCACAUCAGGAAAGGAAUCAAGUUAUGCAGCAGAACAAGAAAGUGGCCAUAGCCCAAGAUUGA